Messenger RNA from Camponotus floridanus (Florida carpenter ant), 1737 nucleotides. RefSeq names its product cilia- and flagella-associated protein 36. Gene Ontology annotation, cellular component: ciliary base; axoneme. Bases 555 to 1601 code for a protein of 348 amino acids. NCBI's taxonomy places the organism in Eukaryota, Metazoa, Arthropoda, Insecta, Hymenoptera, Formicidae. The transcript has 7 exons. The record is from RefSeq and is a predicted model, not a curated record.
CCGCCGCGCCGCGGCGGACGCUGACAACCCACGUUUUCGCGCGGGCGCUACCGGCACCGCCGACUCUCCCUUCCCCUUUACCCGAGGUCUGAACGCGAGAAAAUUCCUUGGCGCUCCGGGAGAGCGCGUCCCCGUCUCUCUUCCGAUUUAAAAAUCGCUCCGUUUUCAAUCUUUGCGAACUUGCGUUACCCGCUCGUUAUAGAUUCCGUGGUCAAGAUGACACUUUGCAUUUCGCGCUGCGAAUAUUAUCCAUAUUUCAUUUAUUGACAGAUACUGAAUAUAUCUAUAUGCGUCGACACAUACAUCGGCUUCCACAUAUCAUCUAUGUACUCAUCACUAAUCGAAAUCAAAGACGGACAACAUGCAUCGAUCCGGAAGAAUAAUAUCGGCGCAGGUCUACUCCGAUAUAUUGCGAUGUCUCAUGUUUUGUCCUACGUAACUAUGACUACUAAAAGCUAAGAGAAGUCAUACUGAUACACACGACUGUAAAAGAGACACUCGACAAGUGUACGAAUUCUCACCGUCGUUCGAACGUCAAAGACAAUUUAAGCGAAAUGAAUGACAAAGAUGACAGUGCUUGGGUAUUCGAUUCCUUGAUUGGAUUUCUACAGGGCCCCAUUUGGUCGUCGCCUUUACUGACUUUCAUCGAAGAAAAAUCCCUCGUUUUCGAGGCAAAUACCGAAGAUUGCGAAGAGUAUCGGAAAAUAUAUCAAGAAUAUAAAAAUUUAGUUGAUUUACUGUUGGGUUGUUUUAUGGAAGAUAUGAGUAUUUCACCGGAACAAUUUGAACAUGCGUGCACAGUUAACAGAGAUACAAAAAUCCCAAUACAAUUUCAACAAAACUUAUUUGAGCAAAUAUGGGCGGCGAAUGAAUAUGAGAUAUUCAAAAGAAUGAUGAUACAAAAAAACUUGGAACUUCAACUGCAAGCGUUAAAUAUGAUCGAACAAAGAUAUGGUCUCACACCUGCCUCCCUCAUGUAUGAAGACGGUUUUAUCGAUGAUGAAUUGGUCAUGGAGGACUUGAUACACAAACAUGUUUUGGAAGAUCAGAAUAAAGAAAAAACAGGAAUAUCGCCCGAGAAAACAUUGAUUGCUGAACACGAGCGUUUGGCGGCCGAAUAUCACAAUGAAAGGGCGUUAUUGAAAGAAGCAUUAAGAAAAUCAAAAAAUGAAUCCAAGAAUACUUCGGAUGACGAAUCUACAGAAGAAAUUGAACAUGCCACCUCAUCCGUUGAGAAAGAAUCGUCAGAGAAAUUUCAUCAACUUAGGAAGACCGAGCCCUUAAAACCAAUACCGAUUUCAAAAAAGAAAUCCGACGAAGAUGAGAUGAAUGUGGAAGACAUUAAAAAGAGGCAGGAGUAUCUAAAAGCCAGACGAGAUAAACUUGUAGCUUUGAAAAAAGAAGCCAGAAGCCAGCAGUUAGAAAUGAAUAAAACUCGGCCGAGUUCGGCUAGAGUAGUUGCCGAGGCGACUAUGAAAGGACAGCAAGAACUGGAAGCAGCACAAGCUUUAGAUCCUUCAAUACUUCAAGUACGAAAGGCUCUUGCAGCUCGAUUAAAAGCUGAAGUUGUGCAUAAUAAUGUGCUUCACAUAAAAUGCUAAUUGUGAUAUCUUGCGACAAAGUAGUAUCACGCAAUUGCAAAAUAUGUUAUCGAAUGAUAUGUGUCAGAUUUAGUAGAGUUUUCCGAGAAACGUAUAUAUAAUAUACGGAAAACUAUAAAAUACUUUUAUGUAUCUA